UUGAUUGUUGGUUAGAAGCUACUCAAAGAUCCCAAAUCAUUUAACUUUUUUCAUUCACAUAUUCAAUCAAAGUCCUAAAUCCAAUUGAGUUUUUAAUUAGAAGCGAACUAGAAUAUAGAGGGAAACUAAAUGAAUUGGGUAUUUUAGGUUUUUUAUAUUGAAGGAGGGUGCAAGGUUUUUUUUUUAAAAAAAAGAAAUGAAGGGAAAACAAAUAUUAUUUUUUUGGGGGGAGCAAAACUAUAAAAAAUAAUUAAAAUGGACACAUAUAUUAUUUUGGGGGAGCAAAACUAAGAGAAAAAAUUAAAAGGAGAUACAAAUAUUAUUUUGGGGGGACAAAAUAUCAUUUUGGAGGGACAAAUUUAUAAAAUGGGAAGAUUUUUAAGGCAAUUAAGAAAAUUUUGAAAGAUUUUGGGGGGACAUUCGUCCCCCCAACACUAGCUGUAGGUCCGCCCCUGCUCACGAGGGCGAGGUUGAUGCUAGGGUUUCGGAGAGUGGGAGAUCUGAGGAGGUCGGAGUUAGAGCCUUCGAGGAGGCUAGGGUUAGGGUUUGUGAGGAGAUUGAUGGUGGUGGUGGAAGAGUAGGUAAGGAAAUGGAUUCUAGGGUUUUUGAUUUUGAGGAUGAAAGCGACGGGAGCGCGGAUCGGUUCCAUCAAAAUGACGGAAAUGAGGAUCACACCGGUCGAUUUGAUGCUCAAGAUGAUAGAUUUUAUGCUCAGGAUGAAAAAGAAGAGCACGUGGAGAAGGGUAAGGUUUUGGAGUACAAUAAUCUGUUAUCGGAGUUUGAUGAUUUUGUGGCAAGUGAGAAAAAUGUUGGUCUAGGAAUGUCGAGGGCAUUGAGUUUUGGGUUUGAAGUGGGUGACAUGGUGUGGGGGAAGGUGAAGUCUCACCCUUGGUGGCCGGGGCAUAUAUUUAACGAGGCUUUUGCUUCUCCCUCUGUGCGGCGAACUAGGAGGGAGGGCUAUGUGUUGGUGGCCUUCUUUGGUGAUAGUAGUUAUGGGUGGUUCGACCCGGCUGAGCUUAUAGCAUUUGAUCUCAAUUACGCCGAGAAAUCGCGGCAAAUAACUUCGAGGAAUUUUGUGAAGGCUGUGGAAGAGGCGGUUGAUGAGAUGAGUCGGAGACGUGGUCUUGGUUUGGCUUGUAAAUGUAGGAAUCCGUAUAAUUUUCGGGUCACGAAUGUUCAAGGGUAUUUUGUGUUGGAUGUUCCGGAUUAUGAGCCUGGAGGGGUUUAUUCCGCAAAUCAGAUUAAAAAAGCGAGAGAUAGUUUUAAGCCACGGGAAUUUCUUGCUUUUGUGAAGCAAUUAGCAGUGGCGCCGAGAGGAGGUGACGACAAAGGCAUUAAUUUUCUCAAGAAUAAGGCUACAGUGUUUUCUUAUCGGAAGGCAGUUUUUGAGGAGUUUGACGAGACCUAUGCUCAGGCGUUUGGGGUGCAGCCAGGGCGCCCAUCUCGUGAACCAGUUGAUUUAGACCAACCAUAUAAAGUGCCUCGAGCUCCUUUAAGUGGUCCACUGGUGAUCGCGGAAGCUCUUGGUGGUGAGAAGAGUGCUGCAAAACCUAUGAAAAUCAAGGACCAUUCAAAGAAAGACAGAUACCUUUUCAAGAGAAGAGAAGAACCCAUUAACUCAAAGAUUCAUCAAAUAAGUUCAGGGCAGGCAAGUUCCUCUGCCCCAUCAGUUUACAUGGAUGGAUCUGUAACAACAGCGGCUGGGGAUUAUGUCAUGCAAAAGAGGGUUGCAGCUGGCCCUGUAAAGCAGAUUCUGACAAAAUACGAAGAGGUUGCAUAUACCAGCAAGGAUGGUGCAACCUCGGGUCUGGAUGGAUCUGGGAAAAGAGCUGUAUCCAUAGAUCAGGCUGCAGCAUACAACAGUACCCAUGGCCACCAAGAUACUUCUGUAGAUACAAACCCCCCUCCAGAGAGGUCAGGGCAAGGUGAUUAUGCGAGUCCCACAAGCACAGGUUUGUCUAGUUUGUUGGGGCAGGGGGCAUUCCCACGCAUAAUAGAUGCUACAUCACAAUCCGUGCAGCAGGAAGGUGAGGCAAAAACUUGGAGAUCAUACGAAGAUUUCCAACAACCUGAGCAGAGUUUUCCAAUUAGAGUGGAAGGUGGCCAUGGAUCAGAUCUAGUUAAGGACGGUCAUGGUUCGGCAGAUCCUUCACCAAUUGAUGCAAUGCGCUCAAGUGGCUUGAGCUCUGAUGGUGGAUUUAAGAAGGCAAAAGUUCUGAAAAGAACUAUUGGGGACUUGAGCUCGGAGAACUCUGUUAUGGGGGAGAAAAAGAAGAAGAAAAAGAGGAAAGAGUUUGGUACGGAAAUGAGCUCUGGUCCUCCCAAGAAACGUUUGGCUACUGGUAAAGUAGGGACACCAGUGGGGAAAUUAGUGGGAAAAUCCACCCAGAUUGGUUUGGCUCCAAGAGAGGAUUUUCACGUAGAACAGCACCUGAAGAAAAAUGUUGGUGCGAGUAAUUCCUCAACCAGUUCUAUUGGGACACUUUCAACUGUUGGCACGGGAGAUAGUGGCAUUGAUCUCCCACAGCUAUUGAGUGAUUUGCAGGCCCUUGCUCUUGAUCCUUUUUAUGGUGCGGAAAGAAACAGGCCUGCAACUGUACGGCAGUUCUUUUUGCGAUUCCGGUCCCUUGUUUACCAGAAAAGCUUGGUUUUGUCUCCACCAACGGAGACUGAAUCUGUUGACGUUCGUCCCACAAAAUCUUCAUCCAGCAUUGGUGCUUAUGAAAAUGCUCAUGAUGGUCAUGUUAGAGAUCUUCCAUCAUCAAAGCCAGUAAAAUCCAUUGUCAGACCUGAUGAUCCAACAAAAGCCGGGCGGAAACGUGGCCCCUCUGAUCGUCAAGAAGAAAUUGCAGCAAAGAAGUUAAAGAAGAUUAGUGCUAUAAAAUCAUUGGCUGCUGAAAAGAAGACUGGUCAGAAAACUUCCGAAGGCCUCCGAGGAGAGGGAAGAGAAUCAGUGGUGCCGGCCCCACAGAAGUCUUCCAGACCAGAUCCUGUCAAGAAAGUGGAACCCUCAGCGAAGGCAGUCAACCCCACCAUGCUGGUGAUGAAGUUCCCUCCCUAUACAUCGCUUCCAUCCCUUGCGGAGUUGAAAGCAAGGUUUGCUCGUUUUGGGCCGAUAGAUCAGUCAGGACUCCGCGUCUUUUGGAAGUCCUCAACAUGCCGUGUUGUGUUCCUGCACAAGCACGAUGCAGAAGCAGCAUAUAAAUUUGCAGUUGGUAACAAUUCUUUAUUUGGAAACGGGAAUGUGAGGUGCUACAUACGGGAAAUGGGAGGUGCACCUGAAGGUUCUGAGCCGGGCAAGAACCGAGGUGAUGACAACGCUAACGAGGCCCCACAGGUUAAGGAUCCUGCGGCUCUGCAAAGACCAGCAUCAGGGCUUGGUCAUCAGCCUCUUCAGAAGCCAGCAGUCCAGCUGAAAUCCUGUUUGAAGAAGUCGUCAGGGGAAGAAGCAGGGCAGGUAACUGGCGUUGGUAGUAGUAAAGGAACCCCGCGUGUAAAAUUCAUGUUGGGUGGGGAAGAAAGUAGUAGGGGAGAGCAAUUGAUGGUUGGUAAUAGAAACAACUUCAACAACAUUGCAACUAUUGCUGGUGGUGGUGCACCUUCUUCUUCUUCUUCUGUUGCAAUGGAUUUUAAUAGUAAGAACUUUCAAAAGGUCAUUCCUCCAUCUCCAUCGCCUAUUCUUCCUCUGCCUCCUCAAUUUGCAAAAUCCCCACAUAAUAAUUUGCAUUAUCCCGAAACAGCACCUCCCAGAAAUACUCACAAUCUUGUUAACACUCCCAGUCCCACUUCGCCUAGUGCGACCACAGUUGUUGAUAUUUCACAGCAGUUUAUAAGCCUUUUGACAAGGUGCAAUGACGUUGUCACCAAUGUGACCGGCUUGUUAGGCUAUGUGCCGUACCAUCCUCUUUGAUCAGAAAAUGGCCACCACCCAUCCCAUCAUCAAAAAUUGGAUAAACAUGGUUACCAUGACACAUGCCCACAACUUCAUGUUGAAAUGUGCAUCAUUUGCUCCGUGCUCAAAGCCCACAUGGCUACCUACUCACGGGUGUACACCAAUUAUUGCUUCGAGUACACCACGGGGUCCACCUAUAUAUGGGAGGUUCAAGAGCCUUUUUUAAAAGCAAAUUGGAGCAUUAUUUGGGCUUCAAGACGAUGUAAUCUACAAAUUCGAUUGCUCCAAAUGUACUGGUAUUUUGAUAGUGGCAUCUUGUUUAUCUGUGCUUUGAUUUCUUUUUAUUA
This is a messenger RNA of Corylus avellana, 4239 nucleotides long. RefSeq names its product PWWP domain-containing protein 1. Lineage: Eukaryota; Viridiplantae; Streptophyta; Magnoliopsida; Fagales; Betulaceae. The record is from RefSeq and is a predicted model, not a curated record.